Molecule: messenger RNA, 2137 nt
Organism: Acanthisitta chloris (rifleman)
Lineage: Eukaryota; Metazoa; Chordata; Aves; Passeriformes; Acanthisittidae
Gene: AACS
Product: acetoacetyl-CoA synthetase
Exons: 17
Biological process (GO): lipid metabolic process; positive regulation of insulin secretion
Cellular component (GO): cytosol
Molecular function (GO): acetoacetate-CoA ligase activity
Source: RefSeq, a predicted model, not a curated record
CCAACUACAAUGACUUAUACCAGUGGUCAGUGGAAUCCUACUUGGACUUCUGGGCAGAAUUCUGGAAGUACAGUAACAUCGUUUGCUCUCGCCUAUAUGAUGAGGUGGUUGAUACAUCCAAAAGUAUUGCAGAUGUCCCGGAAUGGUUUAAGGGCAGUCGGCUGAACUAUGCAGAAAAUCUUCUGAAGCACAAGGACAAUGACAAAAUUGCACUGUAUGCAGCAAGGGAAGGCAAAGAAGAAGUCUUGAAAGUUACUUUUGAAGAACUGAGACAAGCUGUAGCUUUGUAUGCUGCAGCCAUGAGGAAGAUGGGAGUAAAAGUUGGAGACAGAGUUGUGGGUUACUUACCAAACAGCAUUCAUGCAGUGGAAGCAAUGUUGGCUGCUGCAAGCAUCGGAGCGAUCUGGAGUUCCACAUCACCAGACUUUGGCAUUAAUGGUGUACUGGACAGAUUUUCCCAAAUUCAACCUAAGCUUAUCUUCUCUGUCGAAGCUGUUAUCUACAAUGGCAAACAACACAACCACUUGGAAAAGCUGCUGAGGGUGGUGAAAGGGCUUCCAGAUUUAAAAAAAGUGGUGGUGAUUCCAUAUGUGUCCUCAAGGGAAACAAUAGACAUUUCCAAGAUUCCAAACAGUGUCUUUUUAGAAGACUUUCUUGCUACUGGGAAAGGAGACCAGGCCCCUCAGCUGGAGUUUGAGCAGCUGCCUUUCAGUCAUCCUCUCUUUAUCAUGUAUUCAUCAGGCACAACAGGGGCACCAAAAUGCAUGGUUCAUUCAGCAGGGGGUACAUUAAUACAGCACCUGAAGGAACACAUUCUUCAUGGCAACAUGACCAGCAAUGAUGUGAUUAUGUACUACACAACGACCGGCUGGAUGAUGUGGAAUUGGCUAGUGACUGCACUUGCCACAGGAGCUUCAGUGGUCCUGUAUGAUGGAUCUCCUCUAAUUCCUUCACCAAAUGUGCUCUGGGACUUGACUGACAGACUAGGGAUCACCAUCCUUGGAACGGGUGCAAAGUGGCUGGCUGUGCUAGAAGAGAAAAAUCUAAAGCCAUGUGAAACACACAAUCUCCAAACACUCCACACUAUCCUGUCUACAGGAUCUCCACUCAAAUCCCAAAGCUAUGAGUAUGUCUACAAACACAUAAAAAGCAGUGUCCUCCUGGGAUCCAUUUCAGGUGGGACAGAUAUCAUUUCGUGUUUCAUGGGUCAGAAUGUUACAGUGCCAGUUUACAAAGGAGAAAUUCAGGCCAGGAAUCUUGGAAUGGCUGUAGAAGCAUGGAAUGAUGAAGGAAAACCAGUCUGGGGUGAAAGUGGAGAGCUGGUUUGUACCAAGCCUAUUCCCUGUCAGCCCACACACUUCUGGAAUGAUGAGAAUGGAAGCAAAUACAGGAAGGCUUAUUUUUCCAAAUUCCCAGGUGUUUGGGCCCAUGGUGAUUACUGCAAAAUUAAUCCCAAGACAGGAGGAAUUGUCAUGCUGGGUCGCAGUGAUGGUACAUUAAAUCCAAAUGGAGUAAGAUUUGGAAGUUCUGAAAUCUAUAACAUAGUGGAAGCCUUCGAGGAGGUUUCAGAUAGCCUCUGUGUCCCUCAGUACAACAAAGAUGGGGAGGAGAGGGUGAUCCUCUUCCUGAAGAUGGCAUCAAACCACACGUUCAGCAAGAGCCUGGUGAAGAGGAUCCAGGACGCGAUCCGGAUCGCGCUCUCUGCCAGGCAUGUUCCCAGCCUCAUUCUGGAAACCAAAGGCAUUCCGUAUACAGUAAACGGGAAGAAAGUGGAAGUAGCUGUGAAGCAAAUAAUUGCAGGGAAGGAAGUGGAGCAACGAGGAGCUUUCUCAAACCCAGAGGCUUUGGACCUGUACCAAAAUAUUCCUGAGCUUCAAAACUACUAAAGUCACUUAGUUUUAUUUUUGUUUUGUUUUGGUUUUUUUUCAUCUGUCUUUGUUCUGUGUUUGUUUUGUAUAUACCAAUACUGUAUGUAAAGAAAAAGCUCUAUUUAAUACCAGUGGUUCUUUUAAAAGAAAAAAAAUAUUUCAUGAAGUGCAUUAUGAAAGGCUUGGGUAAAGCUUAGCUCCCUUUUAUUGGUGAAAUAUGCCAUAUAUCUUGGAGGUUUUUUUCCAGCCUGGAAGGAGGAACCUGCCUG